Plasmodium vivax (malaria parasite P. vivax) is the source of this 2561-nucleotide messenger RNA. RefSeq lists its product as hypothetical. Bases 1 to 2262 code for a protein of 753 amino acids. Gene Ontology annotation, biological process: maturation of SSU-rRNA from tricistronic rRNA transcript (SSU-rRNA, 5.8S rRNA, LSU-rRNA). NCBI's taxonomy places the organism in Eukaryota, Apicomplexa, Aconoidasida, Haemosporida, Plasmodiidae. The transcript has a single exon. Gene Ontology annotation, cellular component: small-subunit processome; nucleolus. The record is from RefSeq and is a predicted model, not a curated record.
AUGCCGAAAAAGAACCAACGCGUAUCCGUUGAUACCAGCAAGAUUAAAUUCGUUGAGAACUCCGAGUCGGAGGAUUUAGAAUUUGAGGAUGGGAAUGAAAGCGAUGUUGGAAAUGUCAGCUCCAGCGAUGACAUCCUGAGUGACGAGGGGGAUGAUCAGUCCUCGCUUGGAACGAUCAGUAAAAAAAAAAAGAAAAAGAAAGUAGCGGCCCAUGAGGAGAAUGACGAGGAGGAAGACGAAGAGGAGGAGGAGGACGCUCCUGAUGGUGGUGACUAUACCGACAGUGAUGAGGACGACCACGACCACCGCGACAACCAGCGCGGUGACGAAUUCGUGCGCGUGCCAUGGAAAAAGGAUAAACAGAAUUACUACCAGUACGAAAGCGAAGACUCAACGAGCGAUGAUGAAGAAGGCAACAAGGAGAGAAUCAAAGAAGCCAUGUACCUCAGCAGAAAGGAGAAGGAAAACUUAAAAGAGGAUGACUUUGAUUUGUAUGAAAUGUACCAGGACGAUAAGGAGGGCAAGUUGGGAAAAGGCGGCAAAGAAUUGUACAGCGUAGAGCAGAAGGAAAGCAUCAUCAAAAGGCUAAUCAGCGAUAUGGGCGCGGACCUGAGGGGGAAAAAAAAACAAGUCGGUGAAGAAAACGCCGGUAAAGGAACUACUGGCAAAGAAUAUGCGGGCAAAGAAAAGGACCCCGUUGAACUGCCCAAGCAAGAUGACCAAAUAGAACAGCUCGUAAUGAGCGAGCGGGAGGAGUACAAAAUUUUGCUAAAGGAACUCUCCCUGAACAUCCAAAAGGUGUAUAACGAAAUUAAGGAAAAUAAGCGGCUCUUCGAAUUUAAGGAAAUUAACGAAGAGAACGUUAGCCAAACAGAUAUCAAUAAGAACACCCUCCUCUACCUUAAGAAGAAAAACGAAAUGAUGCUGACUUAUAUCAUCUACAUCACGUACUACGUCUUUCUUAAAAUUAUGAAUGCCUAUACGCACAACCACCCCGUUUUGGAUAAGCUCAUUUACAUGAACACCAUAAUUGCUAAGACCAAUGAGCUGGAUAAUAAAAUAAAGUUCAAAAUUCAGCAGCUGAAUAAGUCUUCCUCGGGUCGCCAGCUGGGCGAGAUGGGUAGCGGCGAGGCCAGGGCCUCCAAGCGGGUCGGCCGCCGCAGCCCGGCAGGGGAUGAAGUGGGAAGUGAAGAAGAGGAGGAAGAGGAAGAAGAAGUGGAGGAGGAAGAGGAGGAAAACGAUGAGGAGGAGGAAGACGAAGAGGAGGACGAAGCAGAUGAGGAGGAAGAAGCGGAAGAGGAGGAGGAAGAGGAAGAGGAGGACCAACGCGGCAAGGGCAAAAGGUACAAAAUCAGCAAGAGCCUCAUAACCGAGUACACGGACAGCCACAUCCGGGAAAGGGAAAGGGAGGAAAAGAAAAAAAAAAGAGAAAAAAUGAAGAACGAGCGAAACGUAUUCCUCAAGGAAAUAAAAGACAUGGUGUCCACAAGGCCAGAAAAAAUCGAAGAAGAAAAUUACUUCAAAAAAAUGGAGGAAAAAUUAAUGAACUUUGACGAAAAAAUCUUGAAGAAAAAAAUCAAAGCCAUGAGCAAGAAGAAAAACAAAAUGAGCAAUUUGAAAAACGUGGGAAUGACGUCAAACGAUUUGCUAAAGUUUGUGGAGUUGCCAGAGAUGAAUGACGAAGCGGAUAGGAAGACCCACUUGGACGAAACAAAAAUGUUUAGGAAUAACAUUAACAAGAUGAAGCAAAUGAAUCAGAUGAAGAAAAUGAAGCACAGCAAAGGAGCAAACAACGACGACUUCGUUUCCUUUAAGAAGUUUGAAAAGGAUACAAAAUGGAGCAGCUCGCGUCAGAAGGAGGAGCUCGGCAAAUCCACCCAUUUUAUGAGCAGCAAAAAUUUACAAAACGAAAUAGACGACGAAAAUAUUAAAAAUAUGCUGAACUUGAAAAAGAAGAAAAAGGAAGAAAAAAAAUUACUCAAGGAUCAGAAGAACAAAGAAAUAAGAAAAAAAUUAGUCGAUGAAGAAAACGAAAUUAACGAUAGAAGAAUGCCGAACAAAAAUAUUUUGCAAAACAGGGGCCUCGUAAGGAAGAGAAAAUCAACCGAUGGAAAUGCCAGGGUCCACAACAAACAAAAGUAUCUCAAAAAAAUGAAGAUGUACAGCGGCCAGCACGCCAAAUUGAAGGUCCACGAAAAUAACUAUUCAGGCGAGAAGAGGGGAAUAAACCCCUACCUGAAGAAGUCCAUAGAUAUCAAAUGAUCGCGUGCCUGCAUGAAUGGGGAGGCCCAGUGCGCCGGCCCAAUACGCAGGCCAAAUGUGCAGGCCAAAUAUGAAGACGAUUCGGUCAGCCCGGCUGCCCCGCACACACCGUUAUACGGCGCGCCCAACGUGUUACCAACCGGAGGAAAAAUAUACGUUCAGCAGCUUCUCCCUUUUUUUUUUUUUUAAGCUGCUCGCAUGUGCAUGCCCAGUGUGCACACCCAUUUGUAACUUCCCCCCCGUGGGGAAAGCGUGAAAUUACCAUUCGCCCGCCGAAUGUCCUCAUAAAAGUUGGCCUU